Molecule: messenger RNA, 1301 nt
Organism: Erigeron canadensis
Lineage: Eukaryota; Viridiplantae; Streptophyta; Magnoliopsida; Asterales; Asteraceae
Product: protein SAWADEE HOMEODOMAIN HOMOLOG 1-like
Exons: 9
Coding region: 145-945 (266 amino acids)
Molecular function (GO): chromatin binding
Source: RefSeq, a predicted model, not a curated record
CACAUUUACCUUACCAAACCAAACACUAUCUAUCCACUCUUCCUUCCCACAAACCAGAAGAAACCGGUUUAAGUUGUUAAACCCUAAAGUAAUUAUUUGUCGUCAAUUAAUAAAAUUCUGGCCGUCCGUCCGAUCAAACCACAAAUGACAACUGCAGAACCCAUGGAUACCGAUACACAAAUUAAGGAUGUUUCUGAAUUUACACUCGCUGAGUCACUGGAAAUGGAAUCUUUAUACAAGAAACGGGGUAAAGAAUCACAACAGCAGGAGCUCUGUGCAGAACUUGCAACCAAAUUCAGUAACUCAGCAUAUCGAAAUGGAAAAUCUAUUAUCACACAGGGCCAGGUACACUCCUGGUUUCUUGAUAGACAGUUGUAUUCAACCAUUAAGCGUAAAACCUCGGUGGUGUCAGAUGCAGUGGCAAAGCAGCAUCCGACGAUAAACCCUUCAUCAAGUGGUCUAAAAAAUCUUAUUGCCUUGUCCAAAGCAUGGGCUGCAGCUGAAAAACCAAAGAAGCCUAAAGCUCAACGCGUUGCAGAACUUUCAGAUUUGAUGUUUGAAGCUUUGUCAGCAAAGGAUUGUGCUUGGUAUGACGUGGCUACAUUUCUUACUUUCCGAAUAAUGUACUCUGGGGAGCUUGAAGUUCGUGUAAGAUUUUCUGGUUUUAGUCACGAUGAAGAUGAGUGGGUGAAUCUAAGAAAGGGAAUUCGUGAGCGGUCAAUCCCCUUGGAGGCUUUAGAAUGUCAUAAGGUCAAAGUUGGUGAUCUUAUCUUAUGCUAUAGGGCAAAUGAAGAUCACGCACUUUAUUCUGAUGCACAUGUUUUACACAUUGAAAGGCAGCUGCAUGAUAAAGAUGAUUGCACUUGUACCUUUUUGGUUCGGUUUGAGUACGAUAAUGCCGAGUUGGAAGUCCAUUGUAGCGAGAUAUGUCGAAGGCCUUCAUGAAGGUCUCUGGUAGAGAGCUGGAAUUGUAUCUCAUCUGAAUAACUUGGAGAUAGAUUUUGAAAUCUCGGACAUGUACCCGACAUUGCAGUUGCAGGUUUCCAGCAAUCUCGACUCACAUUGUGCUGUAGUUGUAAGAAUAUUAUGUUUGUAGUAAUAACUAACAAUAAAUUUUUGCAUUUAAUAAGAUGUUUUUUUUAACGGAAAAUUAUAUUAAAAUAGCCACUGGCAAGUGGCAAGGGGUUAGAGGCAAAAUAUAUAUAAUUUUUAGAUGGUCGUCCCUACUCAAACUUAAUAUUGUAUGUCUAUUUCUACCGUUAAUUUAAUAAGUGAAUAAUGGAGUCAGCAAUAACAAUGUU